This is a messenger RNA of Brassica napus (rape), 507 nucleotides long. RefSeq lists its product as uncharacterized. Bases 1 to 507 code for a protein of 168 amino acids. The record is from RefSeq and is a predicted model, not a curated record. Lineage: Eukaryota; Viridiplantae; Streptophyta; Magnoliopsida; Brassicales; Brassicaceae. The transcript is spliced from 2 exons.
AUGUGGGUGGCUUGGUUCAGAGAAGUUGUACUCAAGGGAUCGAUCCACAACUACUGGACUACAAAGCCAAAGGUUUCAUUCUCUUGGCUCGCAAACAAGAUCCUCAAACUUAAAGAUGUUGUCUACCCAUUGGUUAAACUGCGAUUGGAGAAUGGACUAUCUGCUAGAUUUUGGCAUGACAACUGGUCCCCCCUAGGAAAUGUUGCUACACUGCUGAACGCUCAAUCAUCAAGGUUAGGCAUUCCUCAACAAGCAACAGUGGCCUCACUAUUCCGUAAUGGAUCAUGGCGUCUUCCACCUGCAAGAUCAGAGCAACAGCUACAACUUCAAGCACAUUUAACUACAGUCAACCUCACAACUGAGCCAGACUACUUUGAAUGGGAGAUAGAAGGAAGGAUCUCUAGCAAGUUCUCUACUGGUGAAGUGUAUCAUUACCUGAGAGGGGCGCAUGAUGAGCUCCAGAAGAUGCUCCCUUACACCCUCACGCAACUGGCCGGACGCGCUUAA